AUGCUGUUUACUUUGUUCAAGGAAGACCUGCAGAGGGAGCUAAGAUCAAGUUUUCUAAUACUUAAAGCCACUGGAUACUAUGGAACUAGUAGCAAAGCUCACAGCUACACUGGUACCUCGCAAGAUGAAUGCCUCGCAAGACGAAAGAGUUUUUCGUUUUUUGAGUUGCUUCGCAAGACGAAUUUCCCUAUGGGCUUGCUUCACAAGACGAAAAACGAAAAUGUCUUGCAAGUUUGUUUCCUUUUUCUUAAAACCGUUAAUACCCUAUGGGAAACCGUGCUUCGCAAGACGAAAAAACUCGCAGAACGAAUUAAUUUCGUCUUGCGAGGCACCACUGUACUAGUGAGCAAAGCAUAUCUCAAAAAUCAUGUAAAAAAUGGAAGCAGAUGGGAAAGGAGGACUGAAGACAUGUUGCAACUAAACUUCAAACAAGGUGUGUGCACUUAA
Molecule: messenger RNA, 447 nt
Organism: Podarcis lilfordi (Lilford's wall lizard)
Lineage: Eukaryota; Metazoa; Chordata; Lepidosauria; Squamata; Lacertidae
Source: the annotation of a GenBank genome assembly